UUUCACUUUCCCUCCAAAAGUUUUGAAAAUCGCGUUUGGAUUUAUCGAUUUACAGAGAAGCUAUGAGCUUCUUCUUCUCCGCAACCGCAACCACGAUGAGUUUGGAUAUGGAUCUUGCUCUGUUCGACGACGAUGAAUUCGAGAUUCCUCUUACGCAGACAGCAACCAUUCACCGCCCAUUGAAGAAACACAAACUCGAAACGACGGCGUUUGGUGGUAGUGGCAAGGAGAAUGUUCCUCCAAACGCGUCCUCUUCUACUAUUCACGACGACGGUUACGAAAUUGAGAAUUGCAGCUUGGAUUUCAUUCCUUCUACUAUAGAUUCAGUUGGAACCGCUCUAACUGAUUCUUCUUCUUCUUCUUCUUCUGCAUCUGUAUCUGCGUUUGUGAUUUCGUCUCCGGUGAAGGUGAAAAUGAAGGGGACUGCGUAUUUUGGCAACUCGAUUGAGUCGAAGCUGGUGGUUUCGAGAGCGAACGCGAUUAAUAAUGCAGAAGCUGGUUCGGAGCUGAAUUUGAGCGAUGAGUUAGAUGGCUCCGUUCGGUGUCCUCUCUGUGAGGUUGAUAUUUCCAACUUGACUGAGGAACAACGGCAUCUUCACACCAAUGAUUGUCUUGAUAGAGGAGAUGAUGUUGCUGUUCGUGAUGACAACGUGGAUGCUCAGUUUGCGCCGAAAGUCUCUCGUGUAGUUGAUUGGCUGCGUGAUCUCGGUUUAGGGAAAUAUGAAGACGUUUUUGUUAGGGAAGAGGUUGAUUGGGACACCUUGCAGUGGCUCACAGAGGAGGAUCUCUUGAGCAUGGGUGUCACUGCACUUGGCCCUAGAAAAAAGAUUGUGCAUGCCCUGUGUGAAUUUAGAAAAGGAAUUGCUGCUUCAAAUGAAAAACCUGAGGAUGCUCUGGCAGAGCCUAGAAGGAAUAGAAACCAGAAUGUCAAAAUGCAGCCUCACAGACCUGAAAGGAAAGUUGAUGGCACUAGUAAACCAGCUGCAAACAAAAAAAUUACUGAAUAUUUUCCAGGAUUUGCUACUAAUGGGAAGAAAGUUUCCACCGCUCCUGAAGAGCAACAAGAAAUGAAAAGCAGUGGCUCCGUUUCUGGGCGUAACCACAAAGGAAAAAAUUCGUCAACAAAUAGAAAGCUUCGUGAUGUUCCCAAAUGGUGUAGCAUAGAAGGAACACCUUUCCGAGUGGAUGCUUUCAAGUAUCUCAGAGGAGAUUGUUCUCACUGGUUUCUCACACAUUUCCACUUGGACCAUUAUCAAGGUCUCACGAAGUCGUUCAAUCAUGGAAAGAUAUAUUGCUCUUCUAUUACAGCUAGACUUGUAAAUAUGAACAUUGGGAUUCCAUAUGAUAAGUUACAUAUUUUGCCUCUGAACCAAAAGGUUGAAAUAGCUGGUAUUGAUGUGACUUGCUUGGAUGCCAACCACUGUCCAGGUUCCAUAAUCAUACUCUUUCAACCUCCGAAUGGUAAGGCCGUACUCCACACGGGUGAUUUUCGGUUUAGUGAUGAGUUAGCAAUAAAUCCUGUCCUGAGGAUGUGUCCUGUUCAUACUUUAAUUCUUGAUACAACAUACUGCAACCCACAGUAUGACUUUCCAAAACAAGAGGCAGUUAUACAAUUUGUUAUUGAUGCCAUUCAAGCAGAAGCUUUUAAUCCCGGGACUCUUUUCCUGAUUGGCAGUUAUACAAUUGGAAAAGAAAGGCUAUUCCUUGAGGUUGCUCGUUCGCUACGAAGAAAGGUUUACGUGAAUGCAGCAAAGUUACGUCUUUUAAAAUGUUUAGAAUUUGAGGAGGAGGAUAUGCAGUGGUUUACUUUAAAUGAACACGAAAGCAACAUUCAUGUGGCCCCUAUGUGGACACUUGCAAGCCUCAAAAGAUUGAAACAUGUAUCAAGUCAAUAUGCAAGUCGGUUCAGUCUUAUAGUUGCUUUCUCUCCUACCGGUUGGACAUUUGGCAAAGGUAAAAAGAAAUCUCCUGGAAGAAGGUGGCAGAACGGUACUAUUAUAAGGUAUGAGGUGCCUUACAGUGAGCAUUGCAGCUUUACAGAACUCAAAGAUUUUGUAAAACAUAUAUCUCCUGCUAACAUUAUACCAAGCGUGAAUAAUGAUGGACCAGAAUCUGCCAAUGCAAUGAUUUCUCUCAUGUCAUCUUGAUUUGUUCACCAAAAGAGUACUCCCCCUCAGGAUGGAAGGAAUAUACUCUGGACUCCCAUCUUGGACAAUAGAAGCUUGAAGAUGUGAAGGCAAAGGUUUUACUUAACAAAUCAGCUAAUUGGUGGUGAGCACCAGUAUGGAGGGAGAGAGUAUACUCUGAGAUAGAAAAAUACCUUACUUGGAUCUAGCAAUCUCAAGCCCUACGGAAUACUGCAACUUCCCAAAAUCUCUGCUUAAAAUAGGAUUGCAGAUUUGCAGUAACGUGUGGAUUUGAGUCCGCAAUGAUAAUAUCAUCUACGUCCACUAUUACGGGGGCAAAGAAUGAGUAGUCACUCAUUGAUUAAAUAAAGCCACACUGCAAAAGGGCUGGAGUGAAGGCCAUGGAUUGAUUUAUGGAGUUUGCACUUUGCAGACCGAUUUCUCCACUCAUUUGAAAAAUCUAUUUUGAUAGGUAAAGCCUUGCGUAGGUCCAUAUAUUUAUUAAUCUGAUAACUUCUCUCAAUUUUCUGUUAUAAUUAAAGAACAGGAAAAACAAUAUCUAUAGAACUGUUGUCCUGUGAUUUAUUCCUCCUAAAGUCUCAUGUAAAAAGAUUAUUUCAAAUCAUAUCUUAUGAUAGUAAAAUCUUAUUCAACCGCUGAAUUCUGGUUAUCCUGCCUCCUUAACCCCGA
Messenger RNA from Lotus japonicus, 2816 nucleotides. Its product is annotated as DNA cross-link repair protein SNM1. The coding region runs from base 63 to 2147 and encodes 694 amino acids. NCBI's taxonomy places the organism in Eukaryota, Viridiplantae, Streptophyta, Magnoliopsida, Fabales, Fabaceae. The record is from RefSeq and is a predicted model, not a curated record. Gene Ontology annotation, molecular function: 5'-3' DNA exonuclease activity; damaged DNA binding; protein binding. The transcript is spliced from 11 exons. Gene Ontology annotation, biological process: interstrand cross-link repair; protection from non-homologous end joining at telomere; double-strand break repair via nonhomologous end joining.